AUGCCUCAGGAAAAGCCAACUAUUGCAUGCUUUGGAGCUACCGGCGGGUGCGUAGCCGCGGCCUUAACAAGCGCACUGAAAGAUGGCUUCUAUUGCACAGCUCUUGCGAGGACCCCAGAGAAGCUGCGCAGUAUCCUAAUUGACGAGCACAAAAUCCCGUUGGCCACCAUCAACCAAUAUCUUACGAUCUACGAAGGAGAUAUCAAGGAUCCAGCCAUCGUCCAAAAAGCUCUUAUCAGCCCAACUCACACGGCCUCCGUUGUCGAUUUUAUUCUGAGUGGUGUUGGCGCCUAUCCAACUUUCCAAUGGAGCCUCAUGAGACCCUUUCCACUCACAGAUCCUACCAUCACCGAAGAUGCUAUGAACACCAUAUACGCCGCUCUGUCCAGCCUUUCUGCCUCUUCUAUCACUAAUACGAGUGCCGGCCAGAAACCUCUUCUAGUGGCAAUUAGUACGGCAGGCUGUGGGCGAAAUAGAGGGGUUCCCUUACCAAUUUACCUUCCGUACCACUACCUUCUUGGGGGACCUCUGGCCGAUAAGAAACGCAUGGAAAAUGUGAUCAUGGCAGGGAAGAACGAUUAUAUCCGGGAUUUCGUUAUCAUGCGGCCAUUGAUUUUGACAGAUGGAGAGGCGAAAGGUGAAAACCAGCUCAGAGUAGGCUGGGAAUGGGGCACUGAUGAUGGCAAGGGUGAAUGUGAAGAGCCAGGUCCCGAGAUUGGUUAUUUUGUCAGUCGAAAGGAUGUUGGGAAGUGGAUGUUUGAUAACGUCGUCGUUCAGGGUGGCUGGGAAGGGAAGUGUGUGUAUUUGACCUAUUAGGAUGGUCUAAUUACUUGGAGAUUAGAAUUUCGACAAAACACGUGAAAAUCCUACUGUCGUUAUUAGUUUGAUCUUGGUAACCUAGUCGCCAGUCCAGCCGUUGUUCUGCCAGAACAACACUUAGGUUAGCCGAGAUUGUAUGGCGGAUGCAAGUGGUGAUUUAUGAUGGUUGGAGGGGUCAAGGUUGACCUUUGCGUUCGAAAAGAACAAAAAACAAAUUCCGACGCAACACCUCCCCAGCCAUAGCGGUAUGUGAGCUAAAAA
Fusarium redolens is the source of this 1080-nucleotide messenger RNA. RefSeq lists its product as uncharacterized. Lineage: Eukaryota; Fungi; Ascomycota; Sordariomycetes; Hypocreales; Nectriaceae. The coding region runs from base 1 to 816 and encodes 271 amino acids. The transcript has 2 exons. The record is from RefSeq and is a predicted model, not a curated record.